CUAUUGUCUGUAUUUUAUCCUGUCACGAUCAUGGAGUGGGCGGCAGAUUGAUCCGACUUGAGGAACCAAGUUGAAUUGAUGUUUCUGGGUUGCUCCAUUCCAUGGUUUCCAACACCUAAAACGAACUAGAUUCAACAUAUGUGUGAUAUUAUCUCCGAUAUCCUUGAAUUCAAGAUCAACGAGUGCUGCUCAUCGUCACCAUACCAGACUGAGAGAUGAGUUGCUUUUCAUGCUCUUCGUCCCGUGAGAAGGAGGUAGCUUCCAAUAGCGUGGCUCCACCACGGACCGAGACUAAUGAGCCGAAACCGCUAAUUGAGACCGCACCGGAGAAGGACACUCCUAAAGAAGCAGGCGGCAACGACAACGUUGCGGUGCAAACAUUCACCUUCCAAGAACUGGCCACGGCCACGGAGAACUUUAGGCAGGAAUGCCUGAUCGGGGUAGGCGGGUUCGGGAGAAUUUUUAAGGGAAGGCUCGACAAAACCGGGCCGGUCGUGGCUGUGAAACAACUCGACCGGAACGGCUUGCAAGGGAACAGAGAGUUGCUUGUGGAGGUGUUGAUGCUGAGCACUUUGCACUAUGAGAACUUGGUGGAUCUCGUCGGCUAUUGCGCUGAGGGCGAGCAGAGGCUUUUGGUUUUCGAGUACAUGCCGCACGGUUCCUUGGAAGACCAUCUGCUCGUUCUUGGGCCAAACCAAAAGCCAUUAGAUUGGUUCACAAGAAUGAAGAUAGCUCUAGGAGUGGCUAAGGGCUUGGAGUAUCUGCACGACAAGGCAAACCCCCCGGUCAUCUACCGUAAUUUGAAGCCCUCCAACAUUCUUCUGGACAGCCAGUUCAACGCGAAGCUCUCCGAUUUCGGGCUGGCCAAGCUUGGUCCAGUGGGGGACAAACAGCACGUGUCUACGAGAGUGGUGGGUACUUACGGCUACUGUGCCCUGGAGUAUCAGAGCACGAGCCAGCUUUCUGUGAAGUCGGAUGUGUACAGCUUCGGCGUUGUCCUCUUGGAGUUGAUCACCGGAAGGAGAGCCAUCGACAUCACCCAGCCGACAGAAGAGCAAAAUCUAGUCACUUGGGCACAACCCGUUUUUAAGGACCCUCGCAGAUACCCAGAAUUGGCGGAUCCGCUCCUAAACAGUGACUUUCCCUUGAGAGGCCUGAACCAGGCAAUUGCAGUGGCCGCGAUGUGCCUCAACGAAGAAGUGGCGGUCCGACCCUUAAUGACCGGCGUUGUGACUGCAUUGAGCUACCUCUGGUUAGGCCCCGGAGCAGGAACCGUAACGGCCCACACGCAAUAUCCUCAGUCUGAUCACAACGUGAGGGGCGGAGAUAGGACAAACCAGGCAGAGGAGGCCACCGGCACGGCAGAGCACAAGCCCGCAGUUGCGGAAGCCAUUGAAUGGGGCUUCAACUCGCGGUGCAAGUGAAAAGAUCUCCAGGAACAUGGUUCUCUUUCUCAUGUUUAAAGAUUAAAGCAGGAUCUUUAGAAUUUCGCGUACGUAGAGAUGCGCUUACAGAUAUCUGCAGAUGCAUCUAGGAAGACACCAAACCAUGAACGUUCGUCCGAGAAUUUAUAGUUUAAGUUAUUACCUUGUAU
Syzygium oleosum is the source of this 1594-nucleotide messenger RNA. RefSeq names its product probable serine/threonine-protein kinase PBL26. Gene Ontology annotation, molecular function: ATP binding; protein kinase activity. The coding region runs from base 216 to 1424 and encodes 402 amino acids. The record is from RefSeq and is a predicted model, not a curated record. The transcript has 6 exons. Gene Ontology annotation, biological process: protein phosphorylation. Lineage: Eukaryota; Viridiplantae; Streptophyta; Magnoliopsida; Myrtales; Myrtaceae.